Molecule: messenger RNA, 414 nt
Organism: Indicator indicator
Lineage: Eukaryota; Metazoa; Chordata; Aves; Piciformes; Indicatoridae
Product: histone H2B 8
Exons: 1
Coding region: 20-400 (126 amino acids)
Cellular component (GO): nucleosome
Molecular function (GO): structural constituent of chromatin; protein heterodimerization activity; DNA binding
Source: RefSeq, a predicted model, not a curated record
GUAGAGGCAGGCUCGUAAAAUGCCGGAACCAGCUAAAUCCGCUCCCGCUCCGAAGAAGGGCUCCAAGAAAGCUGUCACUAAAACUCAGAAGAAGGGUGACAAGAAACGUAGAAAGACUAGAAAGGAGAGCUACUCCAUCUACGUGUACAAGGUGCUGAAGCAGGUGCACCCCGACACGGGCAUCUCGUCUAAGGCCAUGGGCAUCAUGAACUCCUUUGUCAAUGACAUCUUCGAGCGCAUCGCCGGCGAGGCCUCUCGCCUGGCGCACUACAACAAGCGCUCCACCAUCACUUCGCGGGAGAUCCAGACGGCCGUGCGGCUGCUGCUGCCUGGCGAGCUGGCCAAGCAUGCCGUGUCCGAGGGCACCAAGGCUGUCACCAAGUACACCAGCUCCAAGUAAAUCUGUUUGAAAGA